GACUUACGAAGAUUGGCAGAAGGGUCAGCCAUAUUUGUCGAUCAGUUCGACGCGUCAUCCAGUCAUCGUAUAUUAUCUUGUGUCAUUCUUUCCAUCUCGUGCAGUAUUUGGAAUUGUAUGUGUGCUGCAUAAAAGAAAUUCAAAUCGUCAGUUGUUGAAACGUUCAGCAUUGAGUUUCGCAGCCAAAGUCGCCAGCAUCGAGUUUUGCAGUCAACGUCGUUCAACAUUGAGCUGUACAGAAACGUUCAGCAUUGAGUUUCGCAGCCACAGGCGCCAGCAUUUGAGCUUGCAGUCCACGUCGUUCAACAUUGAGCUGUACAGAAAACGUUCAACAUUUAGCUUCGCAGCCACCGUAGUCUAGUUGAAAUCGUCGAAUCAACUCAUAAACUCAGUUAUCGUAGUGUAUAUUGAGCAUCGCAGUCAACGUUUUUCAGUCGUAGUCAUAAGCAGGCCUUGCAAUCAGUUUGCAACCAGAAGUUUGCAGUUCUAGAAAUUCCUUUUAAAUACAGAUGUGUAAAUACAUAUUUACAAGUAAUUUUGUCUCGCUUGCUUUCAUUUGGUUCAGUUGCUGAACAUCAUGCUGACAAGAAAUCAAGCAAAAGAAAACGAAAAGGUUAUUGAGCAGAGUGUAGCAACAGAAAUAGAAGAAAUGUCAAAUGACUCUGAUAGCUUAGACAAUACUUUUGUUGAAAGAAAUACAAUGGAAAAUUCAUCGAAUUGUGUCAUAACGCACGAUCAAUUUGCCGCAUUGUUAGCAAGCAUUAAUACUUUGAAGGAGUCCGUAAGCGAGCUAAGCCGUGAAACACAACAAAUUAAAAACGAAGUCAAGAUGGGUGAUAACAACAUUGCCGCAUCUCAUAUGCCAAAUAAGCCUUCAGACAAUACUGAUGUAAAUGCAACAGCUUCCGCUACUGGGGAGCACUUCAGCAAUAUUUUACCAGAUAAUACAGCUAGCCAGCAUAUGCUAUCAUCGUUACCUACAACUACGGCCGUGAGAAAUUUACAGAAUAAUGUAAAUAUAACAGCUUCCGCUACUGAGGGGCACUUCAACAAUAUUUUGCCACAUAAUACAUCUAACCAGCAUAUGCCGUCGUCGUUUGUGUCUACAACUAUGAGGAAUUUACAGUCGGGACCAUAUUGUCCACAGUCGCAAGCUGAAUAUUCGCAGCCAUCAGUACCACGAUUUCCUCAGCCAUCAAUACAUUAUCGCCAGACAGAUUCGAACUCCAUACCACAGUCUCAAUUUAUGCAACCGCCGAACUCAACAUUGCAACAAAGGGGCAUGGUGUCUUUUGUUGACAACGCAGCAGCUAAAUUGUAUCCUUUGCCAAAUUUCGAUGGCAACCCAGAGGAUUGGCCUUUG
Molecule: messenger RNA, 1363 nt
Organism: Rhagoletis pomonella (apple maggot)
Lineage: Eukaryota; Metazoa; Arthropoda; Insecta; Diptera; Tephritidae
Source: RefSeq, a predicted model, not a curated record